Molecule: messenger RNA, 409 nt
Organism: Aspergillus campestris IBT 28561
Lineage: Eukaryota; Fungi; Ascomycota; Eurotiomycetes; Eurotiales; Aspergillaceae
Exons: 1
Coding region: 84-302 (72 amino acids)
Source: RefSeq, a predicted model, not a curated record
AGAAGAGUAUAAUAAUAGUAAUGGUAAGGUAAUACUAGUAGGCGGGCAUGGAAGGGACUCAAGGAUGAGGUGUGACUGAUUGGAUGAUGGGAAGGGAAAGGCGGCGGUUAACUCACCUUAACCAGUGGGGGGCAAAUGGGUCGGAUUUGUCAGGAUUUCCAAUCGAACAGCCCGAUCGAGAGAUGAUCAAUAAAUACCUAGAACUAGUGAAAGGAAGGGAAAACUCGGAGAAGAGAAGAGAGAAGAAGAUUGAAAAGAAGUCAGAAGAGAGGAAGAGAAGAGAAGAGAAAGUGAACAGGUGACGAUGAUGGUCCCGUGCCUUGAUUGGACCGUUGGUCUGAGCUCCGUCUAUUCUUGAGGUAUCCAUUAGCAUCACUCAAUACUGUUAACAUAGCUCAAUCAUAUACAA